This is a messenger RNA of Staurois parvus, 265 nucleotides long. The record is from the annotation of a GenBank genome assembly. NCBI's taxonomy places the organism in Eukaryota, Metazoa, Chordata, Amphibia, Anura, Ranidae.
AAUUACAUUUUUUAAAAAAUUCUAAUUUCCCGCCGGCCGGUUAAGGCGCCCGUACGUCCCGACGUCACAGGGACCGGAACACAGAAGCCGGAUGCCGGCAUCGGCCGGAGGAGAUGGCCGGGGACGCUGCAGGGGAGACAUCGCGGGAGCGCAGGACAAGGUAAGUGCUGCAGGGACCCCCAGAGCAACGCCGCAUGGUAAGCCCGAGUGUAGCUCAGGGUUACCGCUCUUGCUACACUCGGGAAUACCGCUAAGGAGGUUCAGC